Molecule: messenger RNA, 1144 nt
Organism: Tripterygium wilfordii
Lineage: Eukaryota; Viridiplantae; Streptophyta; Magnoliopsida; Celastrales; Celastraceae
Exons: 4
Coding region: 137-901 (254 amino acids)
Source: RefSeq, a predicted model, not a curated record
GUUUUGGGUCUCCAUCUCAGGUUCUCGGUUUCUUCUUGUUUCUUUUCGCCUUCGUCACGAGAGGAGAGGACUACUGAGAAAUUUGGCCGGGGAAUCACGUACAAGGUUACUGUUGUCUUCACAUAAUCGAAGCAAGAUGGAGACAGUCUCUGACUUCGACAGCCCACGUGGCAAGUCUCGUGGAAAGCAAUGUUUCCGUGAAACUGCUGAUGAUUUGGUAAAUCACUUUGAGAGCAAUCUUGAUGAGUUCUUGAAUAUCGAAGAACAGGCUGCAUCUGCUUUUGAAGACGACAGCAACGCGGUGGAGGAAUAUGGUGAGCUUAGUACAUAUCAGACUGAAAUUGGUCAGAAGGUUUUGGGCAAGAGUGCAACUUUCCCAGGUAAUGGUAAGAUGCUAUCUUCUAUCUCCUCUUCAAACGAAGAAGACGAUGAUCCUGAAGCAGCUUUACGGCAGUUGUUCUCAGAAGAACGGAUGCAACGUUCAACAUCACUGCCUCUUGUGUCUGCCAUGAAAGGAAGUCGGGAGAAACAGGGGCUACCACUCACGAAGCUCGCCGUGAAUUGGGCCGCUGAUGUGUAUGAUCCGCCCCCUACCUCUUUAUCACACUGUAUCAGUAGAGGCACAAAACAACGGAAGUGCAGGAAAGGCAAGAGUGAUGACGAAUAUAACAAGAAGAAGAAAAAUGGAAAGAAAGGGCAGAAAGGCAACUUCUCUCACGGUAAAGAGAAAAAGCAACAAGUGCGCAUGGUGGCUAGAAAUGACAAGUCCUAUAGAUCAUUGGAUUUGUGUCCUCCUGAUGAUUCUGAUGGUUUUGGUAUUGGUAGCCCCGACUAUUGCGGGAGCAGCUUCCUCAAGAAAUCAGUCUCCAAUAUGCAUUAUUCGGUAGCUGAGGCUUUAUGAGCUUAAGCCUGAUUUCAGGACAUUAUAUCUGGCUUUGUGGAUAAAUAAUUUUUGUGCCAUGUGAGAUUUGGUUAAAGUAAUUGAACUUUGGAUAGCUUGUCAAAUAUUUGUUGUUAAAAAGACCCCUUGAGUAGGAAAAUAUAUUGUUUUUCAGUAUGUAAUGAUUUUUCGAUGUUCUACAAUGUUUGGGACAAGCUGACAUAGUUUAUGGCAGUAUUUAGAUUGCUAGCACUUAGCAGACGA